Messenger RNA from Piliocolobus tephrosceles (Ugandan red Colobus), 318 nucleotides. RefSeq names its product growth-regulated protein homolog gamma-like. Lineage: Eukaryota; Metazoa; Chordata; Mammalia; Primates; Cercopithecidae. The record is from RefSeq and is a predicted model, not a curated record. The transcript has 3 exons. Gene Ontology annotation, molecular function: chemokine activity. Gene Ontology annotation, cellular component: extracellular region. Gene Ontology annotation, biological process: immune response; chemotaxis; defense response. Bases 1 to 318 code for a protein of 105 amino acids.
AUGACCUGCGCCGCACCCCACGCUGCCCCAGGCCCUCUCCGGCUCCUGCGGGUGGCGCUGCUACUGCUGCUCGUGCUCCUGAUGGCCGCCGGCCGGCGCGCGGCAGGAGCGCCCGUGGUCUCUGAACUGCGCUGCCAGUGCUUGCAGACCCUGCAGGGAAUUCACCCCAAGAACAUCCGAAGUGUGAACCUGACGUUCCCUGGACCCCACUGCGCCCAAACCGAAGUCAUAGCCACACUCAAAAAUGGGCAGAAAGUGUGUCUCAACCCCGCAGCACCCAUGUUUCAGAAAAUCAUCAAAAAGAUGCUGAAUAGGUGA